UCGCGUACCCGUAUUCGAUAAUAUUUGUAGUUAGAAGUGUGCGUUGUCAACAUGUGCUCAGCUUCGACAAGAGUUCUUCUGUGAAGUUUGCUGAAUUACUCGAAAUAUUUGUGUUACUUCCAGUGAAUUGUGUUGACAUAGUUAUAAGAAUUAUCCAGGGACAUACAAAUAUACAUUAAAAAUAUAAAUAUUUCUCGACAUUAUCAACUGAAUACUCCAUCCACUAUGAGCUUCCGAGGUGGUGGUGGUCGAGGCGGCGGAGGCUUUCGCGGGGGACGCGGUGGAAGAGGAGGAGGUGGAGGUCGGGGUGGCGGCCGCGGAGGCUUCGGCAACAACCGUGGCUUUGGCAAUCGAGACGAGGGUCCCAAAAAUAUCAUACCCCUUGGCUAUUACGAUUACCCCUGCCAGGAGGAUCUCGUGGCGAAGGUUGAGGUUGAGAAUGUGCCCUUUUUCAACGCUCCGAUUUACAUCGAGGGUGAGAAGCAGAUCGGUAAAGUGGAUGAGAUAUUCGGUCAUCUGCGGGAUUUUUAUGUGUCGAUCAAACUGAUGGAUAACAUGAAGGCCGAUGGAUUCCAACCAAAACAAAAGCUUUUUAUCGACUCCUCGAAGCUGCUGCCACUGGCGAGAUUCCUCCCUGGCAAUACUAGGAAACCGGCGGGACGUGUCGGCAAACCGGGCGGCGGCCGCGGUGGUGGUGGGCGAGGUGGUCGUGGAGGCGGUGGUUUCCGUGGCGGUCGUGGUGGCCCAGGAGGUGGUGGAGGUGGUGGUGGAUUCAGAGGUGGACCAGGACGAGGAGGUGGUGGUGGUUUUAGAGGAAACCGAGGAGGCGGUGGUGCGAAACGAUGGUAGUUCUACCAUCAAUUUUUUUUUUCUCAAAAGAAAAUAUUUAGGAACAAUAAUGAUGUUUAAUA
Messenger RNA from Toxorhynchites rutilus septentrionalis, 911 nucleotides. It is a transcript of the gene Gar1, whose product is annotated as H/ACA ribonucleoprotein complex subunit 1. NCBI's taxonomy places the organism in Eukaryota, Metazoa, Arthropoda, Insecta, Diptera, Culicidae. Gene Ontology annotation, biological process: snoRNA guided rRNA pseudouridine synthesis; ribosome biogenesis. Gene Ontology annotation, cellular component: box H/ACA snoRNP complex. Bases 226 to 849 code for a protein of 207 amino acids. Gene Ontology annotation, molecular function: box H/ACA snoRNA binding. The transcript has 2 exons. The record is from RefSeq and is a predicted model, not a curated record.